Messenger RNA from Thalassophryne amazonica, 1276 nucleotides. Its product is annotated as carbohydrate sulfotransferase 6-like. Bases 90 to 1271 code for a protein of 393 amino acids. Lineage: Eukaryota; Metazoa; Chordata; Actinopteri; Batrachoidiformes; Batrachoididae. Gene Ontology annotation, cellular component: Golgi membrane. Gene Ontology annotation, biological process: N-acetylglucosamine metabolic process; carbohydrate metabolic process; sulfur compound metabolic process. The record is from RefSeq and is a predicted model, not a curated record. Gene Ontology annotation, molecular function: N-acetylglucosamine 6-O-sulfotransferase activity. The transcript has 2 exons.
UCAGAAACACAGCUCAAAGCUCUCAUCUCUUCAGCCCCACAGAGGAACACCAAGGAUAAAGACGCAGAUCCACGGCAAUCUUGUUGAUCAUGGAACAUCACAGAUUGAAUCUGAGGACCAUGACUUUCCUGAUCAUCCUGCUGGGAGCAGCAAUGGUGCUCUUUUACGGAUGGUAUGUCCAGCACAAGUGCAGCAGUGUCACAGAGUCCAACAACAGAGUUCAUGUGUUGGUGCUCACGUCGUGGCGAUCAGGUUCCUCUUUCCUGGGUCAGGUGUUCAGCCAACACCCGUCGGUGUUCUAUCUCAUGGAACCCGGGUGGCACGUGUGGACACAAUUGAGGGUUGGUGCACGGAAAACCCGGAUGGCUGUAAGGGAUCUGUUACAAAGCCUAUUCCAGUGUGACUUCUCAGUAAUGGAGUCUUACCUGGAACAGACGUCUCACAUCUCCAACUUGUUCAUGUGGAGUCACAGUCGAGCACUGUGCUCGCCUCCAGCCUGCUCUCUCACACCGCGCAACCAAAUAAGCAACCAGACUGAGUGCCUCAAAGUGUGUGGCACUCAGGGCCUGGAGGGGGCGCAGGAUGCCUGCAGCACUUACAGCUAUGUGGUGUUGAAAGUAUGUCGAGUGCUUGAGCUGGAAUCCCUCUACCCACUUCUCCAGGACCCAAGUCUAGACCUUCACAUCAUCCACUUGGUUCGAGACCCGAGGGCAGUGGUGCGGUCCAAAGAGUUGGUAUUUGGAAACUUUUUCAUUGAUAAUGACAUGGUCCUGGAGCAGAGAAAUGUCACAGUGGAGGAGGUGCAGUAUGAAGUCAUGCGGGAGAUCUGUAAUAGCCACGUGCGCAUCACUGAUAGAGCUCUUGUGAAUCCCCCUCCCUUUCUUGAAGGCCGUUACAAGUUGGUUCGCUAUGAGGAUGUGGCGAUUAACCCACUGGAAGAGAUAAAUGCCUUGUAUGAGUUUGUUGGUCUGGGGAUGACCAGCACACUGGCAGACUGGAUCUACAGGGUGACACAUGGCAAAAAACUAGCCCCUGGAAAAGAAGCCUUCCAAAUUACUUCCCGAAGUGCUGCAGAUGUUUCACAGGCCUGGCGCACCGCUUUACCAUACAAUAAGGUGAAACGGAUCCAAGACGUGUGUAAGCCAGCCAUGACAUUGCUCGGCUACAGAACAGUUAACAGUGAAAAAGAGCAAAAGAACCUUGACUUGGAUCUGCUGGUGCCACAGGAACCAUAUCAGCUGGUUACCAGCAAAAACGGAGAACCCCAAUAAGCUGU